Messenger RNA from Solanum lycopersicum (tomato), 588 nucleotides. Its product is annotated as putative glycine-rich cell wall structural protein 1. The record is from RefSeq and is a predicted model, not a curated record. NCBI's taxonomy places the organism in Eukaryota, Viridiplantae, Streptophyta, Magnoliopsida, Solanales, Solanaceae.
AUGGUGCAUUCCAAACUUAUUGGAGUUGCAAUAUUAUUGGUAUUGCUCUUUGUGGAUCUUGCUUUUGGUGCAAGAUUUUAUGGUAGAGGAGGAGGCGGCGGAGGUGGUGGUGGUGGUGGUGGAGGCUCAGCAUUGGGGGUGGGGUCAGGGUAUGGCUCAGGGGAAGGCUAUGGGUAUGGUGAAGGUAAUGAUGUGUUCGGGAGUAGUGGAGGCGGUGGUGGUGGAGGUGGUGGAGGUGGCGGUAACUCAGGAAGAGGUAGUGACUCUGGAUAUGGCUCAGGAUCAGGAUCAGGGUCAGGAUAUGGAUCAGGUAGAGGAAUAGGUAGGGGUGGUGGUGGAGGUGGCGGUGGUGGCGGAGGUGGUGGUGGUGGUGGAGGUGGCGGUGGUGGCGGAGGUGGUGGUGGUUCAGGAAAUGGUUCGGGUUAUGGAAGUGGAAGUGGUUCUGGUUAUGGAAGUGGUGGUGGUGGUGGCGGCGGUGGAGGAGGAGGUGGUGGAGGUGGCGGAGGUGGUUCGGGAUAUGGUAGCGGCUCCGGCUAUGGAUCAGGAUAUGGAGGAGGAAAUGGAGGCUAUAGAGGGGAUGAACCUUGA